Nomascus leucogenys (northern white-cheeked gibbon) is the source of this 809-nucleotide messenger RNA. RefSeq names its product microtubule nucleation factor SSNA1. NCBI's taxonomy places the organism in Eukaryota, Metazoa, Chordata, Mammalia, Primates, Hylobatidae. The record is from RefSeq and is a predicted model, not a curated record. Gene Ontology annotation, cellular component: centrosome; ciliary basal body.
AUGUUGACCCAGCAGGGCGUGGCGCUGCAGAACUACGACAGCAAGCUGGUCAAAUGCAUAGAGGAGCUAUGCCAGAAGCAGGAGAAGCUGUGCCGGCAGAUCCAGCAGGAGGAGGACGAGAAACAGCGGCUGCAGAAUGAGGUGAGGCAGCUGACAGAGAAGCUGGCCUGCGUCAAUGAGAAGCUGGCCCGCGUCAAUGAGAACCUGGCACGCAAGAUUGCCUCUCGCAGUAAGUUCUACCAGACCAUCGUGGAGACGGAGGCCACCUACCUCAAGAUGCUGGAGAGCUCCCAGACUUUGCUCAGUGUCCUGAAGAGGGAAGCUGGGAACCUGACCAAGGCUACAGCCUCAGACCAGAAAAGUAGCGGUGGCAGGGACAGCUGACCAGACCAUGGGCAGGGCCUGCCUCUGUGCGCCCCUCAACUCAGCCCCAGCAAGUCUGUCCACAGAGUGUCUUCUUCCUGGCAGCAGCUGCCUUCUUUCACUGUCUCAAGUGCUCAGAGGGGCAGUUGCCAACCUCCACUGGCAUCAGUGACAAGCCUGGGGCACAGCCUGUGGGUCCUGGCUUCGUGCUCACACAGGCUAUGGGGAUGGUGGGCUCUAGGUCAGCUCUGCAAGGGGCCUGUCUCUGUGGCACCCACACUCCUGGGCUGCCAGGGAGGCCCUGGUUGUAGUCUGAGCACCAUGGGGGUCCCCUCAGCCAGCAGAGGCCCAGGGCAAGGGGCAGGGGUUCUCCUUCAUCCCAGAACCCAAACCUCGGAGCUCACCCCUGUGGCCUGUGACUGUCAGUAAAGAUUAUCUUUGUAAAA